AUGCAGGGAAUAUUCGCGCUGUCCUCUCUACUGCUCUUGGGACCUUCCAAGAGCCAAGGGCACAAGUCGCGCCUCAUCUCGAUGCUACAGGUCAACUUGACUAAAUCCGACAGAGACAACGUCUUGCAAAAUCUCAUUGCGACUAUGCUCCUGUAUCAGUGUGAAGUUUGCGACACUGCCAGCCCCGGAGUGUUGUGGCGUUUGUAUCUCUGCGGUGCGAAGAAGAUCAUCUUCGCGGCUUCACAAUCACGCAGCCUUUAUCAGCACGACUGCGCGAUACUGAUGGAUUGGAUCUAUUACCACGAAGUCAUUUCAGAAUUCACCUUGCGGCAUUGGGCGGAACGAAGCACCAUCGAUUCGUUCUGCAGAGGUCCUCAAGCGAUACGGCCGAACAAUACCACAGUCGAUGGAUUCCUAGCUUCUAACAGAAUAACCUGCCCUAUGGAUGCGCUGGACCUCGUCCGAACCGUUUGUAAGCGGCCAUCGUCUGAUCCGAAUGACGACAUGCCCUACAACAACACCGACAUGGAACGAAUUCAGCAACUUCGACAGAGCAUUUACGGAAUCAUUGGAGAAUAUGGCACUUUCCAUGACAAUUGUGGAUCGUUGUUAAACAGACAGGACAUGAUGACUUCUCUGUAUCGAUAUGCUGCGUUGAUCUAUCUGAAUCGCUCGGUCGCGAAUAUCUCGACGUCCUCGUUUCCCCACAGAAGACUGGUGCGAGAGGGCAUACUGCUGCUGCAAACUCUUGGGUUCUGCGAAAGUGCGUGGCCGCUAUUCAUAAUCGCUUGCGAGGCCAAUGAAGACGAGCAGCGUCUCCAGAUAUUGGCCACCUUGGCUGAGACCAGACGGGAACUGGGCCAGCGCUCAAGCCAUAUCCCCCUCAUUCAGCACAUGAUUGAGGCUGUGUGGAAUCAAAAUGAUCUGAACAUUGAGAGCGAUGUCAGCUAUUGUAGAAUUAUCAACGCUGUGAUAUCCACGGCAUCGACCCUCCCGCUCUUGGCUUGA
This is a messenger RNA of Trichoderma citrinoviride, 1008 nucleotides long. RefSeq lists its product as hypothetical. Gene Ontology annotation, biological process: positive regulation of transcription by RNA polymerase II. Gene Ontology annotation, cellular component: nucleus. The record is from RefSeq and is a predicted model, not a curated record. Gene Ontology annotation, molecular function: transcription cis-regulatory region binding; DNA-binding transcription factor activity. NCBI's taxonomy places the organism in Eukaryota, Fungi, Ascomycota, Sordariomycetes, Hypocreales, Hypocreaceae. The transcript has 3 exons. Bases 1 to 1008 code for a protein of 335 amino acids.